Molecule: messenger RNA, 1128 nt
Organism: Pecten maximus
Lineage: Eukaryota; Metazoa; Mollusca; Bivalvia; Pectinida; Pectinidae
Exons: 9
Coding region: 1-1128 (375 amino acids)
Source: RefSeq, a predicted model, not a curated record
AUGAAAAAUUUUGACCAAAAACGAUGUCCAGGAGGUCCCGAAAAUGAUUUAGUGUCCUACCUACAGACACAGCAGGCGGGCGGCCUCAUUUGGGGCUGUCGCCAUGACACCAACAGGAUUAAAGACUGCUUCCUGUACGUCAACAAGAAGGCCGAUUUACUGUGUGAUCGCUAUGAGCCUAUCACUAAAGAGAUGUGUACGCGGAUCAACAACAUGGCUGCCGUGGCUGACUACCUUGAGAGUUACCACAGUAAACUUGGUAAAACGUUUGAUGUCUAUAACGACUGGCAACUUAAACACAAGAGCCACACCCCAACCAGUGACCUUAACAGCUGUGACAGAGCAGAGUUUGAAGUUUUGGGAGGAUUUUCUUACAACCCUGAGGUUGACCGUCAGUAUGUCAUGGAAACUGCAUCACAGAAAACUUCUACGACCACUUCAUCACGAUCGUAUCAUUCCGUGAUCAUACAGAGUCCCACUAGUCCAUGCCACGAUCACCUGCUGGCCGUCCUCCGCGCUCUCAGUAGGAUCAUGGCUUACAGGAUAAACCUGUUUGUAUGCGACGCCCUACAUGUACUGCUUGGUUUGAAGCAUACAAACGAUCCCAUACAAGUAUGUCUUCAGCCCCUCACACAGUUCCUCCAGAAUUACUUCGACUCCUUACAGGCGUGGCUCUACCCAGACUGCUUCAGGAGGGUCAUAGAGUGCAUCUGGAUAUUUAUAGUACAAGAUUUUGAGGAAGAAGUGGGGAGGUUAAUGUUGGGAGAAGCUCAUGGAGAGACAAAUGCUCGGACACUCAUACAGGCAGUCUCCCAUCUACUGACAUUCAUUAACCGUCAAGACAAGGAUAUUAGAAAAGAUCUACUGUUGUCACAGGCCGAGGAUGUCAUGUUCAAGUUACAACUGUUCACAGAGUCGACAUCUCAGCUGAUGAAGCUACACCAGGCUCUCAAGGCACAUUAUGCGUGGACAGACACCUCCAGUACAUGCACUGUGGACGGAGCUCUUCAGGCCACGCUACACAAAAUGAGACGGGAACUUCAGAUGUACAGCAAGUGUUUUAGUGGGAAACAGCUGACAGACUGGAUCAUGGCAAACCCAGGCCCCUUCUGUAACAUGUGUAAGUGA